CAGCAGACACACUGUGCAGACUCGUGAUGCUACUUGUUUUAUGUGUGUGCGCAUUUCUUUCUGUCCUUCGCUCAUCUGUUUUCGGCUUCGCUGAUCAGGAAACCGGGCCUGGCAGAACUCUGCCGCGGUCCUCUCGUGUCGCUCACAGUCUCUCUGGGUUUAUUUAUUCAACUUCUUCACGAGAGCGGAUGACGUGGAUUUAGCACAAAGUGUCCAGAGGAACAGUGCAAGGAGUCAUUAAUCACAAAAGUCACUGUUUUUCUUCCCGAUAGUUUGUUUUAUUCCUCUACACGAUGGCGUCUGUUUGGGAUGACUUGGAUCUGCUCUUAGACUCCCCGUCUUCUCUGACAGAGACAUCGAACACGCGAGGGACUGUGAAGGACAAGCCCAAUUUCAAAGUGGAAGAAGACGUGUCUGCAUUGAGGAAGGCGAUAGAGGGUCUUGGAACAACAGAAAAAACAAUAAUUGAGGUGUUGACUCAAAGAAGUAAUGGCCAACGCCAAAUCAUCGCUAAGGCUUAUGAGAAAGCCACAGGAAGGACCUUAGUGGCUGAUCUGAAGGGUGACACCCAUGGAGAUUUUGAGGACUUGUUAGUUGCCUUGGUAACGCCUCCUGCUGUUUACGACGCCCGCGAAGUCAUCAAAUCCAUAAAGGGUGCAGGGACCACAGAGAGCACGCUGACAGAAAUCUUUGCCUCGAGAUCCAACCGGCAGAUUAAAGCGCUGUCUGACGCAUACCUGGCAGAAAUCGGAAGGUCUCUGAUAUACGAUCUGAAGUCUGAGGUGUCUGGAGACUACGGCAAAGCCCUGCUCAUCCUGGCUGAGGGGAAGAGAGAUGAGAGCAGCAACGUGGAUGCUGCCAAAGCCAGAGCGGACGCCAAGGCUCUGUAUGAAGCAGGAGAGAAGAAGUGGGGAACGGACGAGGACAGAUUUAUCGACAUCCUGUGCCACAGAAGUGUUCCCCAGCUCCGCCAGACUCUGGUCGAGUACAAGAACAUCAGCAACAAGACUCUGCAGGAGAGCAUUGAGAGUGAGAUGUCUGGAAACCUGGAGACGCUGCUUGUGGCCGUUGUUAAGUGUGUGAAGAGCACUCCUGCGUACUUCGCUGAGAAGCUGCACGAGAGCAUGAAGGGUUUGGGGACCACAGAGUCCAUUUUGACCAGGGUACUGGUCUGCCGCUCUGAAAUAGACCUGUUGGACAUCAGAGUCGAAUACAAGAAGCUGUUUGGAUAUUCGCUCUACUCCCAAUUAGAGUCCGAUGUGUCCGGCAGCUACGGCGACGCACUCAAACGUCUUUGUGGCCAAGACAACUGACUCCUCCCCUGACAGCAGCUUCCCACAUAUCUAGAGCAUUAUUAGUCACUGACCUUUCCAUUACAUUUACACAAACAGGGCCAAGUAACUAUGAAUCUACUCAUCAUGGAGAAGCAGUAACAGCUCCAAAACGUGACAAGUUUGAUGUUCUGUAUUUCUGCUGGUGUUAACAGUAACAAAACUAUUAAAUGCACAUUUAUUAUUCUUCUAA
This is a messenger RNA of Betta splendens (Siamese fighting fish), 1524 nucleotides long. It is a transcript of the gene anxa3b, whose product is annotated as annexin A3b. The transcript has 13 exons. The record is from RefSeq and is a predicted model, not a curated record. Gene Ontology annotation, molecular function: phospholipase inhibitor activity; calcium ion binding; calcium-dependent phospholipid binding. Gene Ontology annotation, cellular component: cytoplasm. The coding region runs from base 294 to 1313 and encodes 339 amino acids. Lineage: Eukaryota; Metazoa; Chordata; Actinopteri; Anabantiformes; Osphronemidae.